ACCCGCUCUCACAUCCUGUGGGCUCCCAGCGUGACCUCCUGCAGGAGGAGUAGGUAUCCGGGAGGCGUUUAGGACCCAGGAGAAUGCCAGCCACCGUGCGGGGCUUUGGUGCCCACGCCUCCUACCAAAAAUUCACAGCCCGGUGGAGCUGAGGCGCUCUCAUUCACAGUUUUCUCGAGAGAUCUGAGCCUGGAGCUGGCAGAGAGGGAGCCUUCUCCCGCACCCAUCUCAGCAGCAAGGGCACCUGCAGGAAAAAUACCCCCAGGCAAGGCUGCGUGGCACUGUGAAGUGAGUGAUGGAAUAAGCUACACUUGUUUUUGGAUGGAUUACACUACAUACGAACUGAAAGUUAUACCUCCUUGCAAGGCUAUGAAAAAGGCCCUAAAACAAUUCUUUUCAAACAGCUGGGCAGCAAAAAGCUUUUGAAUGGAUCACACUUACAGCAGACCAUUAGUUGAAUGGGAUCAGCAUUUCUUCUGCUAAAUAAUCUGAAGUUAAGGAUCUGGAAAAGAGACUUUUGCAGAGAUGACCCAUUUACAAACUGGACUUAGUCCAGAGACUAUAGAGAAAGCCCGUCUGGAACUGAAUGAAAACCCAGACAUUUUGCAUCAGGAUAUCCAACAAGUCAGGGACAUGAUCAUCACCAGGCCUGACAUUGGGUUUUUACGUACGGAUGAUGCCUUCAUCUUGAGAUUUCUCCGAGCCAGAAAGUUUCACCAAACAGAUGCCUUCAGACUGCUGGCCCAGUACUUCCAGUACCGCCAGUUAAACCUGGAUAUGUUCAAGAACUUCAAGGCUGAUGAUCCUGGGAUCAAACGGGCUCUGAUUGAUGGAUUCCCUGGAGUGCUGGAAAAACGUGAUCACUACGGCAGGAAGAUUCUUCUGCUUUUUGCAGCUAACUGGGAUCAGAGUAGGAACUCCUUCACAGAUAUUCUACGGGCUAUUCUGUUGUCUUUGGAAGUUCUCAUUGAAGAUCAAGAGCUUCAGAUAAAUGGCUUCAUUUUAAUUAUAGACUGGAGCAAUUUCUCCUUCAAGCAAGCCUCCAAGCUAACACCGUCUAUCCUCAAACUGGCCAUUGAAGGGUUACAGGACAGCUUUCCUGCUCGCUUUGGAGGAGUCCAUUUUGUCAACCAGCCCUGGUACAUCCAUGCCCUGUACACGCUAAUCAAACCAUUUCUCAAAGACAAGACGAGGAAAAGGAUCUUUCUCCAUGGUAAUCUGAACAGCCUUCACCAGCUAAUACACCCGGAAUGCCUGCCUUCUGUUGGAGGUACGCUUCCUCCUUAUGACAUGGGAACUUGGGCUCGGACAUUACUUGGUCCUGACUACAGUGAUGAAAACGAAUACACUCACACUUCCUACAACGCGAUGCAUGUGAAGCACUCAUCCUCCAACCUAGAGAGGGGGUGCUCACCGAAACACAUGACAAGGUCUCAGUCUGUGGUGGAACCUGGCACGCUGAAACAUGAGGAACUGGGUGAGAGCGAGAACACCCAACUUCUACUGGCUCUAGACUGAGUUCUGCAUCGCCAACACAUACAAACGCAUUGCCAAAUUUCAACAGCACCAGAAACCUGCGAAGCACACAACACGCUUUAAACACACUCUCUCUCUCUCUGUGUGUGCUUGAAAACAAGGUCCUCCAUUUUCCAGACCAAACUAACGAUUGUCACCAGCCACCUGUCUGUGCAGCCAAAGCUAACAAAGACAGAGAUUUCUUUUGGUUCAGGAUACUAACUAACAAAGUAAGGAGUCUAGUUGUAAAAAAUAUAUAUAUAUUCUUUUCUUUUUUCCUUUUUAGAUUUGCAAUGUGAAAAUGACUGAAAGUGAAGGAUGAACUCCUUUGUACACAUACAAACAAUGCACAGAUGGAAGUUUUUCUGAGUUGUUAUGCAGGGAUGCGCUUUAAUUUCCUAAAACAAAGUUUAGAUUAAGUGCAUUUUAAAGUAGAGUAUCUUGAAGUUAACCUGUGCAUCUAAUUAUUAGGUUUAAUGUAGCUUGCAGACCUGAGAUAACAGCAUUGCCAAUACCUUUCAAUUGCUACCAAGGUUUUUUAAUAAAAAUCAAAAAAAAAAAACCAAAUCACCACCAGCAUAAUGUCAUUCAACAUUACAGUAUGUGAUAUCAUCCUGGCUGCUUGCAGGGUUCACUUAUUUCUGUACCCUGCAAAGAUUAUUCUUUAUUUAUGAAGCCUUUAUAAAACUGUCAGCUAAAUGUAAUGAGCUAUGUGGGCAGCAGCCACACAGAAUUUGAAAUGCAAUUAUUUAAUUUUACCAAUGUGUUUUUCCACAGGCAACUCUACAGCCUGUUACCCUUGUGUGUAUCUGUGUGUGCGUUGUGGGGGCGGGGAGGGAGGGGGCAGGGGAAGUCACUGGAAAAAAUUCACUGGUGAUUAAUGGUCCAAUCCAGAUUGUUUCAUUUAGGUCACUACAGCAAAUGAAAGCUCUGCAGAGCCAUUUAACCCUCUUCCUUCCUGCAGUCAGCUAAAGGUGUAGCCAGAAGGAUCUGCUGAUUGCAGAUGGUGGCUGUGGUUGAAUCAGAAAGGGAAAACUUAGAAUGAAUUAUAUCACAUAGUGCUUCAACUGAAAGGAAAUGUGGAAGAACAGAAAUGGAGAACUGAAAUGCCAAAGAUCAGUUUGUUAUCUCUCUCUUUGCCAAA
Gopherus evgoodei (Goodes thornscrub tortoise) is the source of this 2659-nucleotide messenger RNA. It is a transcript of the gene CLVS1, whose product is annotated as clavesin 1. Lineage: Eukaryota; Metazoa; Chordata; Testudines; Testudinidae. Gene Ontology annotation, molecular function: phosphatidylinositol bisphosphate binding. Gene Ontology annotation, cellular component: membrane. The record is from RefSeq and is a predicted model, not a curated record.